AUAAUGAAAAGGAAAAGUUCAGUAUAUUGUUCAAUAUUCAAGAUUAAAAGGCAAAUCUAAUCAAGUCUUUUAAUUAGCUUGUAAGUUUUCUUCUAUUUUAAAAGGAAUUAUUCAAUAUUUGAGAUUUGAGAAAAUACAUUCAAUUUUAAUAUCAAUUGAAAAGGUAUGCAGCAAAGGAUUGAAGGGUUCGUAAUAUUUCCAAACUUGAAGUAGAAUGCUCAAUAACGAAUCACCACAAGGAAUAUAUGCUCCUUUGAGCAGCCAGGGUAUGACAGAUUCUGAAAGUGAGGAAGAAAUUCAUAAUUCUGCACAUCAUAAUUUACCACAGCAUCAUUUACGCUAUCAGCAACAACAAAUAUCACAACAAUUUCAACAGCAGCAACAAUUAAAUCAGAGAACUUUACAAGUUAAUAUUUCUCCUUUACAACACUCUGACUAUCACCCUUGUUUGAGGAUGGGAGAGUUUCAUAAUCAAAAUUUUACUAGUUUUAAUUCAGACGGCGAAGAAAGAAAUCAAACAGAUGCCGACAAUGUGGCUAUUCUUGGUUCAAACGAUAAAAAUUCUCCAAUGAGUCCCAUUCGAAAAACAUGCUUUAUUUUAUCACUUAUACUUUGUUUUGGUACAGUUAUCGUAUUUUUGUGGGUUAUACCAUGCGAUGAAAAUGGAACUUGUCCUGCUCAAGUGGAUCGUAUAAAAACACAUAACUGGCGUAAUGCGUACGACAAAUUUGAAUUAAAAGGGAUGGUUAAUGUAGUUAAUGGAUUACGAAGUUGGGAGCGGAAUUUAAUUUUCAUGUACAGAUCAGACAAAUUUUUCGCAGAAUUCCAAACAAAUAAUCAUAAAAGAAACGGAAUAGUCUCUUUAAUAGGAAAUUCUGGGAAAAUCUCUUGGUAUCACGAAAUGGAAAAUGAGCCUGUUGCUAUAGAUUGCACUUUGAUUGAUAUAAAUCGUAGUGGAAAACCUGAUUGUUUAGUAUUAGAUGAAUAUGGUCAGCUUGGUGCAUUUGAUCCUGUAUGGGGAUUUUGGUUAUGGAAUUUCCGGGAUAAUGGAACAAAAAAAGUUGAUGUCUUAGAUUUCCCGGUGAUUUUACCGGAUUUAGAUGGAGACAAAGUUUUUGAUUUACUAUUUGCAACAACUAAUAAGGAAGAUGGAAAGCGUAAUUUACUUCGCAUUAUAUCAGGAAGGGUUGGCGCUCCUUUUGGAGAGGGACAUAAAAUAUCUGAUUGUAUGCAUAUUAGAAAAUUUCACUUAGAAGACAAAUCUAUCGUAUCAUUUAAUUGUAUUAAUAAUGGGACUGAGCAGCAGCGUUCAAAGUCUGUACUGAAAUUAUAUUCAAUGUUAACUAAUAAACAACUGAAAAAUAUAACAAAAGAACAGUCCAUUUCACAGCAUAAGUUGUAUGGUCAGCGAAAAGAUACGGAAGCACAGAGAAAUAUCUAUACUAUCAAAAACAAAGAAUUGGUUAUAGAAAAUCGGGGCAAAUGUCCAGAUGAUUGUAAUAUGACAGUAACUUGGAGCGAAAAAAAUGGAAAAAACCAUGUGAUAGGUUUUAUUAAUGGAUCCAGAAUGUAUGGAAUGGUUCCAGCUCAUUGGUCUUUUAAAGGUGUUAAUGGAAAUCCAGAACUUUGCGGUUUUGUUAUGAAGUUUUGGGAAUGGAGUCAACAUAAUCCAAAUCAUUCUAAAUACUUAAAUGAAGCACCGCCUUAUCAAACUCGCCAAAAACGAAACGAAAAUUAUCAACAAAAUUCAUAUGAUAAUUAUGCUGAUGAAUAUAAUAUAUUUGAUCAUUUGAUAGACAAACGUUCAACCUACAAUUUGCCAUCAGAAAAUAGUAGAACUGAACGUAGUAUAGCAAAUACAACUAAACAAAAAACAAACGUAUAUCUUAAUUAUAAAAUGCGUCUGGUAAAAGAAAAAGUUGUAUUAAUUGUGUUCAAUUCAGCUGAUACUAGAAUUGAAAAUGUUAGUCAAAGUAACAUUGUACAAUUUUGUCGAAAUGAGAAAUUAGAAAUUAUUUGUCAGCCGGAUUUGAAUAAUCAAGAAAAUUCUUUAGUAAUCGCAGAUCUCGAUCAAGAUGGAAGUCAAGAACUGGUAUCGUAUUAUACCACUUUUACUAAUAAGGAAGCUGAAAAUGGGAAAAACUGGAAACUUAAAACAUAUGUUACAUUAUUGAGACUUGAAUCCGAAUUACCAACACUUUAUGAAGAUUUUAAGCGUCAUUGAAAAAAGUUGUUCAUUUUGUGAUUUAUUUUAAAAACUGAUUUUAUUUUAAAAUUAAUUGAACUUUAUAAGUAAUUUAAAUUUAGAAAAGUACUUAUAUAUACAUACUUAUAUGUAUAUGUAUAUAUGAAACACGAUGCUAGUCAGAUAAUAUAAUGAAUAUAAGCACUUAAGAAAUCAUACAUACAUAUGUAUAUUGGAUAGCAUGUACAUGUGUGUAAAAUAAUUUAGAAUAAAUAAAAUUUAUUACUUAU
Molecule: messenger RNA, 2475 nt
Organism: Condylostylus longicornis
Lineage: Eukaryota; Metazoa; Arthropoda; Insecta; Diptera; Dolichopodidae
Exons: 4
Coding region: 215-2224 (669 amino acids)
Source: RefSeq, a predicted model, not a curated record